This is a messenger RNA of Alternaria hordeiaustralica, 1350 nucleotides long. RefSeq lists its product as uncharacterized. NCBI's taxonomy places the organism in Eukaryota, Fungi, Ascomycota, Dothideomycetes, Pleosporales, Pleosporaceae. The transcript has 10 exons. The coding region runs from base 1 to 1350 and encodes 449 amino acids. The record is from RefSeq and is a predicted model, not a curated record.
AUGCGUGCCGAACUGGAAGCCUACAUGAUGAAGGCUUAUGCGGUUACUUGUGCUUUACUGGCCAGCGCUUCGGCACACACAAUUUUCACCCAGCUACACGUCAAUGGCGUGGCGCAAGGACACACUAAGGGGAUUCGAGUGCCGACCUACGACGGACCAAUAACGGACGUUACAUCAAACGAUGUGAUCUGUAAUGGCGGCAUAAACCCCCACAGAACGCCUCUUCCCAAAGACAUCAUCAAUGUCAAAGCUGGAGACAAGCUCACUGCCGAGUGGCACCACACGCUCGAUUCCAAGCCCGAGACGGACAAGUCAGAUCCAAUUGACCCCGGUCAUCUGGGACCCAUCAUGGUCUACCUUGCCAGAGUCGAUGAUGCCUUGUCUACCAAAGUGACGGGACUCAAGUGGUUUAAGAUCUACGAGGAUGGUAUGGAUGCCAAUGGCGAGUGGGCCGUUACAAGACUGUAUAACAACAAGGGCCUGGUAGACUUUGUACUGCCGUCAUGCAUUCCCAGUGGACAGUACCUCCUUCGCGCAGAGCUCAUUGCUCUCCAUGCCGCCUCAAACUACCCCGGUGCUCAACUCUAUAUGGAGUGUGCUCAAAUCAAUGUGACAGGAGGUGGCAGUGCCAGUCCGGCGACUGUCAGCUUUCCAGGUGCAUACAAAGCGACUGACCCGGGGAUUAAGUUUCAACUGUACUGGCCGAUCCCGACCAGCUACACAAUUCCCGGUCCGAGACCAUUCACUUGCUCUGCCAAGAUCAGCCAUAUCGAAUAUGCACGACGAACCCAGACCAUGCGACCAGUUGUGAGCUCCAAUCCCCACCCCCUCCUCGCCCAAGUCCCCCUAACACUCUCGCCCUUCCUCUCCCUCCCCACAUCCGUCCCCCUGCCAUACUCCUACGUAACCCUCCCGUCGACGCUGCCUCCCUCGAUCCUCUCUCAGCAGCAGCAGCAACAACAAGACCCGUCCAACCCCAACGCCUCUGCGUCGAAACCAGCAUACGUCACCUCGUCAACAGGUACAUCAGCGCAUCCAGACCAGAUCCUCACGUCGUGUGUCGCGCUACAAGAGCACCUUGCCAAGCUAGAAGCGGACGCGCGGAGGACGUUGGCGGAGUGGGAGGAGAGGCGGCGGAAGGAGGAUCUCGCGGAGAAGAGGAGGGUUGCGCCUGGGUGGUUGGACAGUGGUGUGCACAUCAUUAAGCCGGGGGGACCUAGCGAUAAUAAUGAGUCGACCAAGGAAGAAAAGGUGCCGGAGCAGAACCUUAUGGAUCUAGAUCCGCAGGCGGAGCGCAAGGCACAAGAAGGCGAGGAGCUGGAUAGGGUGUUUGGCGGAUUACAGGUUUAA